Molecule: messenger RNA, 1010 nt
Organism: Spinacia oleracea (spinach)
Lineage: Eukaryota; Viridiplantae; Streptophyta; Magnoliopsida; Caryophyllales; Amaranthaceae
Product: mitochondrial import receptor subunit TOM20
Exons: 6
Coding region: 130-741 (203 amino acids)
Biological process (GO): protein insertion into mitochondrial outer membrane
Cellular component (GO): mitochondrial outer membrane translocase complex
Molecular function (GO): protein binding
Source: RefSeq, a predicted model, not a curated record
AUAAACCCUGUUGGUCCUUAGUAGAGAGUUCUUGCCCCUUUCUUUUUCUCUCUUCUCUCCUAUUUCGAUUUUUUCGCAGUCGUAGCCCUAAAACAGGAGAGAGAAAGUAGAAAACUCCCCCAAAUUAAAAUGGAUAUGAGUAGUGAUUUCGAUCGUCUUCUCUUCUUUGAGCACGCUCGCAAGUCCGCUGAAGCCGCCUACACAAAAAACCCUCUCGAUGCUGAGAAUUUGACUAGAUGGGGAGGAGCCUUGAUUGAGUUAUCUCAAUUUCAAGCUCCCGAGGAUUCGAAGAAGAUGCUUACAGAUGCGGUGGAGAAACUAGAGGAAGCUUUGGAGAUUAAUCCCAAAAAACACGACGCAAUGUGGUGUUUGGCAAAUGCUCAUACCACACAUGCUUUUAUGGUUCCUGACAUGGAUGAGGCUAAGCCUUACUUUGAGAAGGCUGCUGACUACUUUCAACAAGCAGUUGAUGAGGAUCCUGAUAAUGAUUUGUAUAAGAAAUCCUUGGAAGUUUCUUCAAAGGCUCCGGAGCUACAUGCUGAGAUCCACAAACAACAAGCCUUUAGCCAACAGGCUAUGGGUGGUGGACCUUCAUCUUCUAGUUCCACUAAGACUGCCACAAAAAAGAAGAAAUCCAACGAUUUCACGUAUGAUGUGUUGGGAUGGGUGAUUCUUGCAGCUGGUAUUGUGGUGUGGUUAGGAUUUGCGAAGAACCAAGUUCCCCCUCCGCCUCCAAGAUAAUCUCUUCUUUUUUAUAGCAUGGCCUAAGUUUUGUCAAGAAGUUGGCCGCCUGUUGUCUGAGAAUUAUUGGAUUUUUGCAUGGAAAACCCCGGAGAGAGGGGUUGCAGUUCAUUUGUCGCUCUUAAAUUAAAUUUAUUGUCUAGUUUCUAGUUUAGUUGGAGUAUAUUUGUUUACCUUCGAAAAGAAUAAAAAAAAAUAUACCAUGUACGCCGUAUUUGUUAGUAGUACUUCAAGAUCAUUCAUGAUUGGAGCUUUCUUACAAGGUUGAA